CUGCAGCUCCACACUUUUCGGGAAGCUGCAUCCACAAGCAUGCGCACCAUCACGGAUUGCUACCUUUAAGGCCCGUACGUCCGAAGCACGCCAGUUGAAGAUAUGCAGUACAGGAACCUUAUGUAUUUUGUACCCCUGGAACAGAUGUACCUGGGAGCGAAUGUGGAUAUGAGCCUCUCCAGUCCCAGUCUAAAGGUGUCUCAGGAGCAGGUUCGUUUCUUUAAGCUCCGCUGCCUCGUAUGUCUGAUUGAGGAAGUGGGACAAGUCAUGCAGCGGAUGCCCUUCAAGAGUCCUGUACUUGUACACAUGAAUAUCCUAACCCCAAAGAAAGUCCAUGAAGGAAAGAAUGCGUCCAUCAUUCCCCUGGCAGCGUCAUUUCCUCGGCUCCUUCAAAAGAUUGGCGCGCAGUCUCUGGACAACGAAUGGCUUCACCUAUUUGUGCCUGCGGUUCUGUGCCUACCACAUUCAAGUGCGGCGGCGGAAAGGAUCUUAUCUGCUGCGAACAACAUGAAAACGAAGCAAAGAAACUGGCUCGCAACAAGCACCGUCAGCGGCCUUUUGUACACGAAGCAGAUGUUGGGCAGUUCAAGCUGCUUUGAUUUCCCGAUUGAAAAGAAGUUGCUUGAAAUUGCGACGGACUGGCGACAGAGGUCCGAGAGCAACGGUGAUGACGACGACUGA
This is a messenger RNA of Ixodes scapularis (black-legged tick), 681 nucleotides long. RefSeq lists its product as uncharacterized. Lineage: Eukaryota; Metazoa; Arthropoda; Arachnida; Ixodida; Ixodidae. Bases 103 to 681 code for a protein of 192 amino acids. Gene Ontology annotation, molecular function: protein dimerization activity. The record is from RefSeq and is a predicted model, not a curated record. The transcript is spliced from 2 exons.